CCCGAGUCCUACUAAAAAAUUUCUUGUAGUGGAGUCGUGAAUUUGUUGACAGGCUCACAUGGGAUGUGGAUGAAGUCUGUCACAACAUUCACUAUAAAUUCUUGACUCUUGAGAAGUUCAUCUCCCAUUUCAUCCCAUAUUCCACCUUCUUUUCUCCCAUUACAAUCACCAUUUCCAUGGCUACUCCAUUCUUGAUAAACAGGAAGGAUGUUGUGCUUGUUAAGCCUGCAGAACCUACUCCAUCUGAGAUCCUAUCCUUCUCCACCAUAGAUAAUGAUCCCAAUAUUGAACUUCUCUGCCAAACCCUCUACGUUUACCAAGCAAAUCCCACUUCCAAUUCUAAUGGCAGUAGCCAUGCAGAAGUUUGUGUCACCCCAGAAUCUGCAGACCCAGUUUUAGUGCUCAAAACGGCUCUUUCUAAGGCUCUGGUUUACUACUACCCCUUGGCUGGAAAACUCAAAAGGAACUCAAAUGGAAGGCUUGAAAUCACUUGUAAUGGCGACGGCGUGCCGUUCAUGGAAGCAACUGCGGACUGUGCCCUCUCUUCACUCAACUAUUUUGACGGAACUGACGUGAAAAUCGGCCAAGAAUUCGUGUUUGAUUGGCCGUCUCACAGUGCUGCUGGGUACCACCCUUUGGUUUUGCAGGUCACCAGAUUUUCUUGCGGCGGCUUCACCGUCGGCAUGGGGCUGUCCCAUUCCGUCUGCGACGGCUACGGCGCCGCCCUGUUCUUCCGCGCCAUGACGGAGCUGGCUACCGGAAAGGAACACCCGUCUGUAAAACCCGUUUGGGAAAGGGAGAUAUUAGUAGGGAAAGCUAUCUCCCCCGCCGGCCAAGAUCCGUUCGAUUUCAUCCGCAAAACCUCAUUGACACAAAAAUCAAUAACAAUGACAGAAAGUAAAGAAGACAAGAAUUCUAUCCGCAAUGAGACAGAAAGUAAAGAAGACAAGAAUCUUGUUUGCAGUGAGACAGAAAGUAAAGAAAACAAGAAUUCUGUCCAUAAUGAGACAGAAAAUAAAGAAAACAAGAAUUAUGUCCAUAAUGAGACAGAAAAUAAAGAAAACAAGAAUUAUGUCCGAUAUCUAUCAUCUUCCAUUACAUAUGAGACAGAUGCGAUUUUGCAUCAAUGCUUCAACGUAGACGCAGAGAGCAUAAGAUGGCUGAAAAAGCGUUUUACAGAAGAAGCGGCAGCGCACGGUGACGGCGAGAGUUUAACGGAAGCUUUCACGGCGCUGGAGGUUCUGGCGGCUUAUAUAUGGCGGUCGAGAAUCAGAGCUCUGAAGAUGAACCCCGACGGGAACACCAUUCUCUGCUUGGCCGUCGGGAUCAGAAAGCUACUAACCGACCCCCCUCUGCCGGCGGGGUAUUACGGCAACGCUUUCGUCUCCGCCAACGCCGUUUCACAAUGCAAGAGCCUCGACCGGGGCCCACUCUACAAAGUCGCGAAGAUGAUCAAAGAAAGCAAGAAAGCGGUUUCGAGUAACGACCAAAUCCGCCGCUCGAUCGACACGCUGGAGGCGUUCGUGCAGGGGAAUAGGAAGGUUGACGGCGGCGGCGCGGCGUUCGUGCUGACGGAUUGGAGGCAGUUAAGGUUGUCAGAGGAGGUUGAGUUCGGUUGGGGAUUGUCGGUGAACAUGAUCCCGCUGCCGUGGGAGAUGUUUGGGUAUGUGGACUUGUGCAUUUUCUUGCCGCCCUGCAGAGUGAACACUGCCAUGGAAGGUGGAGUUAGGGUGCUGGUUUCCCUCCCCGGAGCCGCCAUGGCUACGUUCAAUGAAGAAAUGGAUGCUCUCAAGAAAUGGUCCUCGGAUAAUGGAAUGCCACGUUGCUAAAUAUAUCAACUGCUCAUUUCUGCAACAUUUUCAUGGAUUGGUUUCUUUUUAUUAGUGUUUGCUCCAUUUUGUUUUGUUUUUUUUUCUUUGAGCCUUUUAUGCUUUUUUUUUUUUUAAAUAUAAAUCAUUAAAAAAGAGUUGGUUUGUUACUCAUAAAUUUAAAUGAUCUUGUAAGGGUUUGG
Molecule: messenger RNA, 2011 nt
Organism: Ipomoea triloba (trilobed morning glory)
Lineage: Eukaryota; Viridiplantae; Streptophyta; Magnoliopsida; Solanales; Convolvulaceae
Product: spermidine sinapoyl-CoA acyltransferase-like
Exons: 1
Coding region: 177-1829 (550 amino acids)
Source: RefSeq, a predicted model, not a curated record